Molecule: messenger RNA, 1233 nt
Organism: Schistocerca piceifrons (Central American locust)
Lineage: Eukaryota; Metazoa; Arthropoda; Insecta; Orthoptera; Acrididae
Exons: 5
Coding region: 1-1233 (410 amino acids)
Molecular function (GO): protein dimerization activity
Source: RefSeq, a predicted model, not a curated record
AUGGGAGGUCCUCCUGAGGGCAUUAAGGAAGCUGAAGAAUGUCCUAAAAAUGCGGACAACUGUCGUUUCAGCCCUGUGCACUACAGCUAUUUAGAAGAAGCAGAUAGACAUUGCAAUAAUGCAUAUCCUAUGCCUUUGAGAGGAAGUAUAGGUACACUGUUUCAGUCUGACAACAGAAACUUCUUGAAACUUGUUGAAUUAUUCGGAAAGUUUGACUCUGUGAUGAUGGAGCACCUGCACGGAACAAAGCAAGAUGAGAACAAGGGUCAUCAUUAUCUUGAGAAAGAAUCACAGAAUGAAAUAACUCAUCUUAUUGGAUCAUCUAUAACCAACAACAUUCUAUUAAUGAUGAAAUCUGCAAAGUAUUACAGUAUAAUUCUGGAUUGCACACCAGAUAUUUCAAAAUUUGAGCAGACGACAGUUGUGGUCAUACUCAAGUUCUUGGAAGAUAAAAAAAUCCUAUUGUUGAAAAGCUUGAAUGACUUCUCCUUCUCGGUUCUAUGUUGGGAUGUCUUGAAGUAUCUGCCUAACCUGUCGCUGAAGCCACUGAGCGAUACUAGGUCGGAAAGUCGCAUCGAUGCACUUAUUCCCCAGAGGUUUCAGAUUGGAGGAGUUUAUGAUGCACUGGUUCAGAUAUCAGAAGAAUUCGAUGAACGGAAGAAAAGUUUGUGUCUCUUUGACGGAUUCCAAAGAAUCAGCUACAGAAUUAGAGUGAGAAGAUCUAACGUUAACACGGAUGUUUCCUCACAAUGGAGUAAGAAGCCAAUACUCUUUACCUAUGAAGGAAGGGAUGAGACAAUAGAUGACCCAACAAAACAUUACAAGAUUGAAUUCUACUAUUAUAUUUUAGAUAUAGUAACCACAUAUUUGGAUGAGAGAUUCAAUCAACUGAAAUCUCAUUGCUAUUUUGAUUUUAUCUAUGACAUUGGCAAGCUGAAGAAUGCACCUCCUGACAGCCUUGACACAAAGUGUAGAAACCUCUCAGCAAUUUUUCAAGAUCAUGAGUCAAGCAACAUUAAUGCACUGGAGUUGAGGGAAGAACUAAAAGUGCUUUCAACAGCAUUGAAACCUAGAAUAUGUCCAAAAGAGACUCUGAAGUCUAUGGGAAGACAUAAUUUUUGCCCUAAUGUUAACACUGCUCUGAGAAUUCUCCUAACACUCACUGUGACAGCUGCAAGUAGAGAGAGGAGUUUCUCAAAACUGAAAUUGAUAAAUACAUACCGGUUCCUCUGA